GCGCCCCGCCCGCCGCUGCCGCAGUGGGCCGGGCCCGGGACCCGCCGCGGCGCUGAGGGGGCCCGUCCCGCAGGAGCGGCGGGCAUGUCGGCGCUGGAGUGGUUCGCGCACAAGCCCCUGGGCGGCGGCAUCUUCUGGAUCCAAGAACGUUUCUACGAAUCGGGCAACCGGGCCAACAUCUGGCUGGUGCGGGGCUCGCAGCGGGACGUGGUGAUUGACGCGGGGCUGGGGCUGCGCAGCCUGCCCGACUACCUGCGCGCCUCCGGGCUGCUGGCGCCGCAGGAGGGGGCCGCGCCGCGGCCGCUGCUGGCCGUCGCCACCCACGUCCACUUCGACCACUCCGGCGGGCUGCAGCACUUCGAGGAGGUGGCGGUGCACAGCGCCGAGGCGGCGGCCCUGCUCAGAGGAGACAACUAUGAGGCCGUCACCUGGCUGUCGGACCGGGAGGUGGCGCGGCCGCCGCGGCCCGGCUGGCGGGCUCGGCACUUCCGCGUCCCGCCGGUGCGGCCCAGCCGGCUGCUGCAGGAGGGGGAUGUGAUCAGCCUUGGAGACCGACAGCUUACUGUCAUGCACAUGCCUGGUCAUUCAAGAGGCAGUAUUUGCUUACACGACAAAGACCGGAAGAUUCUGUUCAGCGGUGACGUGGUGUACGAUGGAUCCAUGAUUGACUGGCUUCCCUACAGCAGAGUAAGUGACUAUGUUGCAAGCUGCCAGCGCCUCAUGGAGUUAGUGGACAGAGGUCUCGUGGAGAAGGUACUGCCUGGGCACUUUAACAUAUUUGGGGCAGAAAGGCUGUAUCGGUUAGCUUCCAACUACAUUUCGCAAGCUGGAGUUUGUCACAAGGUUUCUACUUGUGCCAUGAGAUCCAUUGCGAGUAUAGCACUUCGCAUUACAAAUUCAAGAGUCACUUCGUAGUGACAGUACGUUUUGUGUGAUCUAUUCCCUGCUGAAAAACCACAUGGCUUGUGAAAGUGUUGAUACAAGCAAAAGCAGUAUGUAUUAUUAAGGAGCUGGCAAAUUGAUACAAAUAAACUGCAAAAAUUCUCCCUAUUUUUGCCUACUUUAUUCCUAUUUUUAUAAAAAGUACAUAAGCUAGUAGCUUCAACCAAAGCUACCAUUCUUCUAUUUUUUCAGGACAUGUUUGCACAUGUACUGUGAUUGAAAUAUUGGUUUAUUUUUGUUACGUUUCUGACAGACGCAUAUGUGCCAAAAUGAGAGGUUUUCAUGCCUGAAACCUUGUUGAUGUAGCACUAGGCUUACGACUGUUCACUCAGCUCCUGCUCAGGUUUUGGCCUAACUGAACUUGUGCUAAGACCUGGUGUUUGUGGGGAACAGCACCAUUAGGUCAAACUAAGAGCAACACCUGCACAGGACUGGGUGGACAGAAACAGUUAAGGGACAUUCCACAGCUAUUUUGUCACCUGCUGCUUGCUGUCUGCUGCACCCCUCAUUGCCUGCAUCUUUGCAAAGUAGCUGUCUGACACGGCUAACCUAUGUAAAUGCUGUAGACCAGACUUCCAAGCUGGAAGGUAUAGAUACAUCAGCUUACCCAAAAAGCUUUUGAUGCGGAUCCAAGAGCAGAUGGACUGUUGAGGCUUUCAUGCGUCUUGGUGCGGUGCAGGGAAUGCCUGCAUCAUGACAGAGGAGCAAGAAAGAGCACUCUCGCCGUCAGCUAGGGAACUGUUUUGCUUAUAGGUGUGCUUGUUAGGUUUAAUGUGUUAGACUAGCCUGUGCAAAGUGGAUUGAGCCCUUGCUUGAUGUGUUUGUGUUUUUUCUGAUGAGCUCAUAAAAAAAAUAAUUAUUAGUAUGUUGUUCUUUAAAUUUGAGGGAACUGGAUUGUGACAAGCUAAAGGCUUUAUUUGUGUUUAAGAGUAUUUUUAUGUGACUGGAUUGUAACUUGUUAAUGCUUUGUGACAGGGGAUGGGGGCUUAGCAUAACCUUGUGCUACUGCAGGUGCUGGAUUAAACAGCCAGUAUGCUUGUUACCACAAAGUGAAUGUAAUUUAAACUGUUUACUGUUUGUUUAUGAAGCGUUUGGUGCAUGUGGUUUUUAUGAAAAGUGCAUUGCGUUUAUCUGUUCCAAAAAAAAGUUGAACACAUUGAGAAAUGAUAAAUGACGUUGUAACUUGCUUAUCGAAAUGGAAUGUGUGAUACUUAAAAGCUGUUGAAAUGGUUAGUUUGUGUAAUUAUUCUAACAGUAUAUACGUAUUUAACUUUUUUAAAAGGACACUGUCUGAGGUUAUUUUUGUAUGUAGGCAUAAAUACUUUCCUGAAAAGGAAUGCAAAUGUUUUUCCCAAACUUCAGUGCAGUUUAACUUUAUUUGUUUAGCUUUCACUUCAUGAGGAAGCUUUUCCUCCCUCUCAUCAAACCCAAGAGAAUAGGAGCCCAGAGUCUGGGCUCUCUUUAAGGCAUGGGGGAGUGGAAGUUGAUACCCUUAUUAGGUGUAAAUCCUGGUGAAAAAAACAGUUGUAAAAUAAAAACCAUCUGUCUAAAAAUUAUGAAAGAGAAUAUUUUACGUAAUGCUUUUCUCCUUUCACGGAUUACUGCACUCCUGCCUUUACUGUUGAAUACGUUUUUCACCAGGAUUUGUACUGAUAGGUUGUGAUGUGCCUAGUUCUUGUUAGCAGUGCCUAUCUCCAAACUGAAGUAAAACUGUGAGCGGUCAGGUCAGGUGCAGCAACGCAGCACUUGUAAGACCUGUUACCACUCAGGUCAUAGUUCUUUUUUGGAGGAAUGCAAGUACAUCAGUGUAUUACAUGAGGAGCGCUUACUCAGUGACAGACUUCGGUAAUAAAUGAAGCCAAGAGUUUUUUAUCUUGGUCUCAUUUGGCCAGAGGAAGAAAUAUAAAAGGUUAGCCUGGGAAGCCAUUCAGUGAAGAGGCUGAGAACAAACUCCACAGUGUGGUUUUCCUUUAGCCUGCUGACGCAUCCUGCUGUUACAUAGCAGUUCAGAUCACGUUCUUGGUAGCCAAGGGUUCACCAUGGGCAACCACAGAUCUGAGGUGGCAAGCAGGAAAGUCAGAAUGGCUGAAGAAAUAGGUAUUACUGGAGAUUACGCCAGUUAUCCGGAUGAAGCCAUGGUGUCACAGGUUACCCAGCAGUAACUGGAUUCCUUCAAAUUAGCCAUCUGUGGUGUAACACCAGUAGUAAUCUUGCUCUGUGCUUUUGUGAAGUGUAGGAGCACUGGUGAUAACCCUGUGCAACAAUGCAGACAGAGAGACCUCUUCUGUCACGAAGCCUGCUAAUACGUAUGCCAGUUGCUAAAAUUAUGCAAAUGUUCAUCAGGAGCCUGAGAUCACACUGAAUUAACAUUUUUUUGUGUUAAACCACCAUUGGUUUGUUUAUUUGAUCCACUGUUAGAAGCCCUAUAGCAAGAUUUUACUGUAUUGUAAAAGCUGAGCUGCUAAGAGAAGGCUCACUGGCAUGCCAAUUCAAGAGGAAAGACGCCCUCCAUCAUUUUUGUUUAUGUCUGUGCUCAGUAUCAGCCACAAGAUCCUUAAAUGCCCAGAUCACUGACAAAAUGCCCUGUUAAGCCAUGCUUAAGUCCAUCAAGUAUAUACAGGUAACAGCAAUUGCCAGGGCUUUUUUCCUUGACCAAAAUCUAGGAAAUAAUUUUCUAGCUCUGAAUUGAGCUUUACCUGAACAUAGCCUAAAAUGGAGCAUGUUAGUAAACUGCUGUCAUAAUCUAGUUGAAAGUAGCUUUUGAGGGUCUCAAAAUUAUUUUUGUAUUCUAAGAAAUUUACUCCUACGUAAAUGAUAUGUUUUAAGUAUAAAAAAAUGGCUAUUUUUGUUAAGAAUUACCAAGUUUUAGUCAGAAGAGUUUGACAGUGUUCUUUUAACACUACUUGAUUUAAAUAUUUAAAACACAUGUUGUAAGUUUAAAUAUUGUAACAUCUUGGGCAUUUAGAUCUGUGUUGAUUUAUUUGUAAAAUCUAAAUUUAUGUUAAUGCUGUUAAUGCAGUUUUCAGGAACUGGCAAAUUGGAUGGCAAGUUUUGCUCUGUAAUCUGUCAAGACUUUUGUGAUAUUAACAACUUACAAAUAAAAAAAUAAUUUUAUGUCAAUAAUCAUAAUAAAAAAAGUUAUACUCCUGUA
Messenger RNA from Falco peregrinus (peregrine falcon), 4093 nucleotides. It is a transcript of the gene MBLAC2, whose product is annotated as metallo-beta-lactamase domain containing 2. Bases 85 to 915 code for a protein of 276 amino acids. Lineage: Eukaryota; Metazoa; Chordata; Aves; Falconiformes; Falconidae. The transcript has 2 exons. The record is from RefSeq and is a predicted model, not a curated record.